AUGGUGCGCCUGGCCGCCGAGCUGCUGCUGCUGCUGGGGCUGCUGCUGCUCACGCUGCACAUCACCGUCCUGCGCGCCGCAGACCCGCCCGACGCAGCCGCGGCCAACGCCAGCGGGACCCAGCUGCAGAAUUCACCUUUGUUAGAAGCAAGAAAGCUCAUUCCAUGCAACUGUGGAAAAGAAGGUGAAGUAUUCAGCUGGGAGUGUGGCUACUUGGUGGGAUACUACACUCCAAUGGCUUCAAUGAAUCAGGAGAAUAAUCUCAACCUGGAGAGUGACUCGACAUCAGAAACCAGCUUUCCUCUGUCCAGAGAAGCACCGGGAGAACACCAGGCUGCCCACCAACCCUUCCCCAGACAACAAUUCCCCCAAGAGACUGGACACCCUUCACUGCAAAGAGAUGGCCCCAGAUCCUUUCUCUUUGACCUUCCAAACUUUCCAGAUCUUUCAAAAGCUGAUAUCAAUGGGCAGAAUCCAAAUAUCCAGGUCACCAUAGAGGUGGUCGACGGCCCUGACUCUGAAGCAGAUAAAGAUCAGCAUCCGGAGAAUAAGCCCAGCUGGUCAGUCCCAUCCCCCGACUGGCGGGCCUGGUGGCAGAGGUCCUUGUCCUUGGCAAGGGCAAACAGCGGGGACCAGGACUACAAGUAUGACAGUACCUCAGAUGACAGCAACUUCCUCAACCCCCCCAGGGAAUGGGACCAUCCAGCCCCAGGCCACCGGACUUUUGAAACCAAAGAGCAGCCAGAAUAUGAUUCCACAGAUGGUGAGGGUGACUGGAGUCUCUGGUCUGUCUGCAGUGUUACCUGUGGAAAUGGCAACCAGAAACGGACACGGUCUUGUGGCUAUGCAUGUACUGCAACUGAAUCUAGGACCUGUGAUCGUCCAAACUGCCCAGGAAUUGAAGACACUUUCAGGACAGCUGCCACCGAAGUGAGUCUGCUUGCGGGAAGUGAAGAGUUUAACGCCACCAAGUUGUUUGAAGUUGACAUGGACAGUUGUGAGCGGUGGAUGAGCUGCAAAAGUGAAUUCUUAAAGAAAUACAUGCACAAAGUGGUCCAUGACCUGCCCAGCUGCCCCUGCUCCUAUCCCACAGAGGUGGCCUACAGCACAGCUGACAUCUUUGACCGCAUCAAGCGCAAAGACUUCCGCUGGAGAGAUGCCAGUGGGCCCAAGGAGAAGCUGGAGAUCUACAAGCCCACUGCCCGGUACUGCAUCCGCUCCAUGCUAUCCCUGGAAAGCACCACACUGGCAGCCCAGCACUGUUGCUAUGGUGACAACAUGCAACUCAUCACCAGGGGCAAAGGUGCAGGGACACCCAACCUCAUCAGCACUGAGUUCUCAGCUGAGCUCCACUACAAAGUUGAUGUACUGCCCUGGAUCAUCUGCAAGGGUGACUGGAGCAGGUAUAAUGAGGCCCGUCCUCCCAACAAUGGACAGAAGUGCGCAGAGAGCCCUUCCGAAGAGGAUUACAUUAAACAGUUCCAAGAGGCCAGGGAGUACUAAAGAGACAGGGCUGAGGUGGAGAGGUGCCACUUCUGGUUUGACGACACAUAUGGGCCUCAAACUGACCUGCCAACUGUUUCCCAAUUUUCUUCAUCUGCACCUGUUUAUAUUUGUAUAUACAACAUGAGUAUUUUUAUAAAGUACACUAAGGGUAUGCAUCAGGCCCAGGGAGACCUACAUAUCCAGUGCCUACAAACCUUCAUGGAAGUCUUCCUAGGGGCCACAUGGACAGGAGGAGGGAGACAACGGAGAGGCCAGAAGAGGAACCUGGAAGCCAUAGAGGGUAUGAAUGAGUUCAAACCACCAUCCAGUGUUCCCAAGAGAAGCAAAGGAACACAGAGACUGAGGUUGUAAACAUUAUAAGCAGUUUUUACAUAUAACUUAUUUAAUACAAAUGUGACUUAAGCUUAACCUUUUCUCUGGAGUUGUCCUUGUUAAACUAGGUAAUCACUUCUGAAAGAGUUCAGAAAGAAAGGGGCUUAGGGCAAUGGAAGAGAAAGGGAAUUUUGCAAUGAUUUCCUUUAAAAUAAUACAGUGGAAAUGUAUAACCUUCCAAAACAACCCAACUUAAAUCAGAUGUUUAGUCAUAGGGUAACUUGCUGGAUUCUCAGAUUCCAAAAUUAUCCUGCCUUAUACUAGACAAGGGUAUGGAGAUAAGUGAAUAUUUUUAGGGCAAAUCUGAGGCCUGGUUUUAAAUAAGCUUUAAAAUGAAAGACCAAUCAAAGUAGCAUAAACUGUGACUCUACUGAAAGGCCCCCAACAGUAGUAUUUCUGCUCCUUUCUUCAUAGAGUUAGUAGAUCACAGAAAGUUCAGGCUUAUCAACAAAGAACAGCACUUUUCCAAAGGAAAAAAGAAAGUAAAACAAAUGGGCCUCAUCUCAUCUGUUUUAUUUUAAUAUAAUUUUUUCCAUAUUUUUCCAGUAAAUAAAUAUAAAAGAGGAGUAGGGAAUAAAGUCUUUGAAAUCUUAAUUUUUUAUGUUUUAAGGAAGAAGAAAUCUGCAUUAUUUUUGUAAAGUAUUUAUUGAGUCAUUGGGCCAUGUGCAUCAAGUAAUUGUUAGAUGACCCAGUUCUGUAGGGUAGAACUUUGGGACAAAUAAAGAGUUGAUUCUUACAUGAUCUUUAACUUGCAGAACUCCAGAAAAAGAGAAUAUAUAAUAAAAUCAUAAUAAAACGCAUGACCGGCAUCCUUGAUUUAUGGCACUCAUAUCAUCAGCAGCCCUGGUGAAGCAAGGCUCAGAGGCAUGGGGGAGAAAGCUUCAACCCAGCUGGGCAUAAAAGGCUCGUCAAUGAGUACAGUAGUUACAGGAAUAUCAGAGCACCAUUGGUAGCAAGGGCAUCACCCCAAACCCUAAGCAACUGAAGCCAAUCAACACACAUAUGACUUUUUGCUCUCUCAGAACCAAGAAAAGCCAGCCAGAGCAAAGCUGUAUGACAAAUGAGCAAGGCCACUUCGAGACAAAAUUCUGGAACUAGAAUAGAACUAGAGUAGAACUAGUAGCAUGCAAAUUACUCCUCCAGACAGAAAGCCAAACUCCAAAGUGCAUGAACUGCAUUGGGCCUGCCUUGCAUGUCAUAGUCCAGUGCACUUUCUACCAUAGCAUGUCCUUAUAUUCUUGGUCACCUCGGGACUCUUGAUCCCACACUUAAGUUUUCUGAUAAAACCCUGUUCUUGGACUAGGAGAUUGCUUAACAGUUAAAGGUGCUUGCUUGCAAAGCCAGUUGUCCCAGACAGGAUACAAAAAGUGACACUUGUGUCUGGCAUUCAUUUGACUUUGGUGGGCUCAUGAAUACACACACAUCAAUAAAUAUAAAAAAUUAAAAUCCUAUUCUUGUGGAAAAGCUCUUGU
Messenger RNA from Jaculus jaculus (lesser Egyptian jerboa), 3350 nucleotides. It is a transcript of the gene Ism1, whose product is annotated as isthmin 1. Gene Ontology annotation, biological process: negative regulation of angiogenesis. The transcript is spliced from 7 exons. The coding region runs from base 1 to 1503 and encodes 500 amino acids. Lineage: Eukaryota; Metazoa; Chordata; Mammalia; Rodentia; Dipodidae. The record is from RefSeq and is a predicted model, not a curated record.